AUGGUGUUGUAUAUUAUUGGUUUAGGUUUAGGGGACGAGAAGGAUAUAACAAUUAAAGGAAAAGAAAUUAUCGAAAAAUCAGAUAUUGUUUAUUUAGAAUCAUAUACUUCUAUUUUAUUUAUUUCAAAAGAAGAUUUAGAAAAGUUUUAUAAAAAAAAAAUUUAUGAAGUAGAUAGAAAUUUUGCUGAAGAAAAUUGUGAAGAAAUUUUAAGUGAAGCAAAAAAUAAAAUAGUUUCAUUUUUAGUUGUGGGAGAUCCUUUAUGUGCUACUACCCAUCAUGAUAUUAUUUUAAGAGCAAAAAAAGAGAACAUUAAAGUACACAUCAUUCACAAUACUUCUAUUAUCUCCGCUAUUGGUGAAAGUGGAAUGCAACUAUAUAAUUUUGGUCAAAUAGUGUCAAUCCCUUUUUUUGAAAAAGAUUACAAGCCUACUAGCUUUUAUGAUAAAAUUAAAAUUAAUUUAUAUAAUAACUUUCAUACGUUAUGCUUAUUAGAUAUUAAAGUAAAAGAAAGAACAAUAGAAAAUAUUAUGAAAAAUAGAAACAUAUAUGAACCACCUAGAUACAUGACUAUUAACGAAGCUAUUGAACAACUUUUAUACUGUGAAGAUAUUCAUAAAAAGAAUGUUAUUACGCAAAAUACUAUGGGUAUUGCUAUAGUUAGAAUAGGAUCAAAUAAUCAACAAAUUAUAUCAGGAAAUUUAUUGACAUUAAAAUCGUUGAAUUAUAACAAACCUUUACAUUCCCUAAUAAUAUGUGCACCUAAAUUACAUGAUAUAGAAAAAGAAUAUUUUGACAUCCAUUUACAUAAAAAUUAA
Molecule: messenger RNA, 816 nt
Organism: Plasmodium relictum
Lineage: Eukaryota; Apicomplexa; Aconoidasida; Haemosporida; Plasmodiidae
Product: diphthine synthase, putative
Exons: 1
Coding region: 1-816 (271 amino acids)
Biological process (GO): protein histidyl modification to diphthamide
Molecular function (GO): diphthine synthase activity
Source: RefSeq, a predicted model, not a curated record